Messenger RNA from Trichomycterus rosablanca, 3866 nucleotides. It is a transcript of the gene parp9, whose product is annotated as poly(ADP-ribose) polymerase family member 9. The record is from RefSeq and is a predicted model, not a curated record. Gene Ontology annotation, molecular function: NAD+ poly-ADP-ribosyltransferase activity; ubiquitin-like protein ligase binding; transcription corepressor activity. Gene Ontology annotation, biological process: protein poly-ADP-ribosylation; positive regulation of type II interferon-mediated signaling pathway; negative regulation of gene expression. The transcript has 7 exons. Lineage: Eukaryota; Metazoa; Chordata; Actinopteri; Siluriformes; Trichomycteridae. Gene Ontology annotation, cellular component: cytoplasm; nucleus. Bases 1 to 2337 code for a protein of 778 amino acids.
AUGACGGAGCAAAUCCAUGUUCCCCUCUCCCCAAAAGGGCUUGAGGUUCUAAAACUUGAACAGACUCGCUCUGCAUUUUCCUCUGCAGUUCAAGGAAAAUUUGGUUGUACCAUUGAGUUCAAAAAUGUGGCUGCAGCUUCAUCAUUUGCAAGUGGCAGAGCAAAAAUCACACGUCAAAUUAAGUACAGCAAACAGCUGCCUAAUGGUGUCAACAUAUCUGUCUGGAAAGAUGAUCUUACUACACAUACAGUUGGUGCUGUGGUUAAUGCAGCCAAUGAAUUUUUAAGUCACGGAGCAGGACUUGCUCUAGCGCUGAGUAAAGCUGGAGGUCCUGAGAUAAACAGAACAAGUAAAGAAAUAAUAAAACAUCAUGGUAAAGUUCCCACAGGUGAUGCCGUUCUUGCCCCAGCUGGAAAUCUUCCUUGUGAUAUGAUCAUACAUGCUGUUGGACCCAUGAUGUCAUCAAGUCCAUCAGGAAUGGAAAUUCAAAAAGCCUCAGACUUGUUAGAGAAAGCAAUUCGGCGCAUCUUAGAGAUAACUGAUCGCAGUAACCUGCAGUCUGUUGCGAUUCCAGCGAUUAGCUCAGGCAUUUAUAACUUUCCACUGCACCUUUGUGCAAAAAUCAUUGUAAACACUGUGAAGGCAUACAGUUAUGCAAAGAAAUCAGGACACAGUGGGAUGGACGUCCGUCUGGUGAAUAACGAUGAUCCAUCAGUUUGCGAGAUGGAGAGGGCCUGCAAUGCAGUUUUCGGGCCAUCUGACUCCCCACAUAUGAGUGGUGCAGUGCAAAGGCAGAGGCAGGAAUCAACACAGUCUGUGCUCUCAAGUCUGGUGCUUGGAAAUGUGACACUUGUCCUUAAAAAGGGGGCCAUUGAGGAUGAAAGAACAGAUGUCAUUGUAAACACGACAGGCACCGACCUUGAUUUAUCAAAAGGGUUGGUAUCGGUUGCUUUACUGGGAAAAGCUGGAAACAGUCUUCAAAAAGAAAUAAAGCAAUUUAAGUCCUGGCAUUCCAAUGUUCCUGUGGGAGAAGUUUUUGAAACCAGUGGCUAUGCUCUUAACUGUAAGACAGUAUUCCACACUGUCUGUGCUCCAAAAGAUAACACUCAUGCCAAUCAGAUUCUUAAUAAUGUGGUACAAAAAUGUCUCGAAAAAGCAAGCGCUAAAAUGAUUUCAUCUAUAUCUUUCCCUGCGAUUGGCACUGGAAACCUUGGGCUUAGGAGAGAUGAAGUAGCUCAAAUAAUGAUCAAAGCCGUAACAGAUUUUGCACCAUUUUGUGAUUGGAAAUUGAACGUAUGCUUUGUAAUUUUUCCAAAGGACAUUGAGACAAUAAGGGCUUUUGAAAAAGAAAUGGCUUUUACUCAGCAACGACUUGAUCCUGGAGUGUUAAGCCACACCAAUAGCAAAAGCCAGGUCUCUCAUAGCAGUGUGGAAGAAAAAAGACCUUGCAUCAUGUUAUUUGGAAACUCAACAGAGGCAUUAAAAGAGGCAAAACAAUGGUCUCUCAACAUCCUAGGCAUAUCAUCACACAAAGUGGCAAUCAGUAACAACCACGUUGCGCACUUGGACCAGGACGAUCAUGCAAAUCUCACAAAAAUCCAGGCCACAUUUAAUGUAACCAUCAAAGAGCUCUUCAAGGAGGGCAGAUGUGAAAUUAUCAUUAAUGGGGAGCCUGUGAGUGUCAGUCAGGCAGCAGUGGAGGUGGAAGCAUUGCUGUGUAAGACCCAAGAGCAAUUUGCUGCAACAGAAGAAAGAGAAAUGAACCACUGGUAUAAUAUUCCUGGUUUCAAAGCAGGAUCAAUUGAGAGAAGACCUAAAGAUCGUAGCAGCCAAGAGUGCACAAAAAUAGUGGACAAAUUAGAAAAAACAGGCCUGUAUGUUGAGAAGGUGGAGGAAAUAAACAACCCUUGCCUAACAAAGAUCUUUGAGUUGAACAAAAAGCGAAUAGGUUCUGAAGGCAAGACACUGUACCAGCGUGUGAAUGCACAGUUCUGUAAUCUGAUCUGCAAGGUGGGCUUUCAGAGGGAGUAUGCACCACCUACAGAGCAAAAGUAUGGAGCUGGAAUCUACUUCACUACAGAUUUGAGCAAGGCAAAAUACUUGUGGCCAGACAGUGAAGAAGUGUACGUCUACAUCAUUGUAGCUCAGGUGCUCACUGGCAAAAGUACAUCUGGCUCAUCAGGUUUGAUUUUACCUCCUCCAAUUGGAAAUGACCCGCUACAUCGUCAUGAUAGUGUGAACAAUAUUAUAAAAGACAUCUUUGUUAUAUUCAAUGGCCAACUGGCUCUCCCUAAGUUCAUCAUCACAUGCAAACGAAGCCGGUCUACUGGUGUUUAGCUCAAGGCCACUCAUGGCAUUCAAAUCUGAGUCAUUCCAUGAGCUCACAUAAAUACAUACAGACAGGUAAUUUCAUUCAUUUGAGGUUAUACAGGGUCAUACACAUAAAAUAAUUUACCUUUAAACAUACUGAUGCACCAUUAGGAUGCAAAACAAAACGCAUUUUAUAGAUUUAAAUGAAACUGAAAUCAAUUUAAGUUCUUGGAUUAAAUAUGUGCACUAUAUGGCCAGAAGUAUGUGGACAUUUGACUUUAUUGGACGUAUUAUUCCAAAACCACGGACACAUGGAAUUGGCCUGCCUUUGCAACUAUAACAGCCUCCACUCUUUUGAAAAGCUUUUCCACGAAAGCUGAAUUUGUGCCCAUUCAGUCAAAAAAAGCAUUUGUGAUGUCGGGUACUGAUGCAGGCACUGAUGUUAGACUAACGUUCCAAUUCAUCCCAGAGGUUUUCAAAGAUUUUGAGGCCAAAGCUAGAUACAGGUUAUACAGGGUCAUACAUUACAUAUGGCAAAUAUAACUCUCUGUACUUCCUAUGUAUUUUAUCAGAAACAAUACAUAAUUUUGCUUGUUUCCCUUUAAACUUACUGAUGCACCAUUAGGAUGCAAAACAAAACACAUUUUUAUAGAUUUAAAUGAAACUGAAUGAAUUUAUGUACUGGGAAAAAUGUGCACUAUAUGGCCAAAAGUAUGUGGACAUUUGACUUUAUUGGACGUAUUAUUCCCAAACCAUUCCACUCUUGUGGAGAUCCUUUCUACAAAAGCUGAAUUUGUGCCCAUUUUGUCAAAGAGCAUUUGUGAUGACAGGUACUGAUGUUGGACGAACGUUUCAAUGCAUCCUAAAGGUUUUCAGAGAUUGUGAGGCCAAAGCUCUGGGCACAGGGGCACAGUAGUGCAGGAAACAUCUUUACACUCUCACCACAAAUUUGGAAAAAUAUAAUUGUCAUUUUUUUAGUAUUGAUAUGCACAUACAUGUUAGUAAUGGGAGUGGCUGAAACAUCUGAUCUUAACAUUUAUGAGGUGUUCACAUGCUUUUGGUCAUAAUGUGUAUAAAUAGGCUUAUAUGUGCAGGUGAUUUAUGCUGUUGGGUUACACUAAUCUGUCAGGGCUGUUUAUUUUAGAUUGCUUUGGGCUUGCUUAUGUAUAUUGAAGUUUACUGACUUUUAAAUGAAGGCUUUAUCAGUAGGUGUAGAUUUUAGAACAUUAGAGUGUAUGCACACUGAUAUUUAAACCAGUUUGUUUGUAAUCUGUUGUGUAAUAGUUAAGUAGGGCAGUGGUAGCUCAGUGAUUAGGGUAAACACAAGGGUGUUGGUUGAAGACCUACCAUCAAGUUGCCACUGUUGGGCAAGACCCUUAAUUUCUAAGUCCUUUUGGAUAAAGGUGUCUGCUAAAUGCUGUUAAGAAAGACAACUGUAAGCUUUAGUUUUAAGUACCAAGGGUGAUGAUGUUAUAUUAUAGUUUAUAAUAAUAACCUGGUUGUAUGCUGUACUCUGUUCUUCUGGUAAUCAAUGCAAUAAAAUGUAGUAAAUUUCA